This is a messenger RNA of Delphinapterus leucas (beluga whale), 1828 nucleotides long. RefSeq names its product hydroxysteroid 17-beta dehydrogenase 1 (gene HSD17B1). Gene Ontology annotation, molecular function: estradiol 17-beta-dehydrogenase [NAD(P)+] activity. Gene Ontology annotation, biological process: estrogen biosynthetic process. Gene Ontology annotation, cellular component: cytoplasm; cytosol. Lineage: Eukaryota; Metazoa; Chordata; Mammalia; Artiodactyla; Monodontidae. The record is from RefSeq and is a predicted model, not a curated record.
CCCCCUCAGUUUUAAACUAACCCCUGACCUUUGAACUGAGAACGCCCUUCCAAAACAUUUACUUUCACACCCUCAGCAACAAACUUUGGCAACUAUAAUUGUCCCUGUGGGACAGAGGCUUGCCAGGCAAAGAUCUGCCCAGGGCGCUCAGUGCCCACAUGGGAGCCCACACCUCCUGUUUGCAAAGCUUCACCCUCCCUCUGACUAGCAACUGAAAGAAGGGGUGUUCUAAGGGGUGGCCUCAUCUCUGCCUUGACCUAGAGCAGGUUGGGGAGAGAAGGCCAGGGAUCCGCAGUAGGUCUCAGCCUUGAGAUUGUGCUGUAGACAUAACAAGGGGUGGGGACCCACGCAGGCAGGGGCGGGGCGAAGCAGGUGAUAUCCAUCCCAGAGACCAGCGCCCAGCAUUCCCGGGGCCUCUCCCUACGCAGCACAGCUCCAUGGACCGCACCGUGGUGCUCAUCACUGGCUGUUCCUCCGGCAUUGGCCUACACCUGGCCCUGCGCCUGGCGUCCGACCCAUCCCAGGGCUUCAAAGUGUACGCCACGCUGAGGGACCUGAUGGCACAGGGCCCACUUUGGGAGGCCGCCCGGUCCCGAGGGUGCCCUCCCGGCUCCCUGGAGAUGUUGCAGCUGGAUGUGAGGGACGCAGAUUCCAUAGCCGCUGCCCGGGCACGCGUGACCGAGGGCCGCGUGGACGUGCUGGUAUGUAACGCAGGCCGGGGCCUGGUGGGGCCGCUGGAGGCACACGAGGAGGGCGCCGUGGGCUCCGUGCUGGAUGUGAACCUGACCGGUACCGUGCGGAUGCUGCAGGCCUUCCUGCCGGACAUGAAGCGGCGACGCUCGGGACGCAUAUUGGUGACCGGGAGCGUGGGAGGCUUGAUGGCUCUUCCCUUCAACGCCGUUUACUGCGCCAGCAAGUUUGCAAUCGAGGGUUUGUGCGAGAGUCUGGCGAUUCUGCUGCAGCCCUUCGGAGUCCACUUGAGUCUCAUCGAGUGCGGCCCGGUGCACACCGCCUUCCCCGAGAAGCUGGAGGGCGGCCUGGGCGGGGUGCUGGACCGCGCGGACCCCGAGACCCGCGACCUCUUCUCCCGCUACCUGAGCCACUCCGAGCAGAUCUUUCUUGAGGCGGGGCAGGACCCGGAGGACGUGACCGAGGUCUUCCUCCAGGCGCUGCGCGCCCCGCGCCCGGCCCUGCGCUACUUCACCACCGAGCGCUUCCUGCCCCUGAUACAGCUGCGCUUCUCCGACCCCAGCGGCUGCAGUUACGUCGCUGCUGCGCACCAAGCAGUGUUCGGCGACCAGGCCGCCGAGGGCUCAAACGGCGCCGGGGCGGAGGCCGGAGCCGGAGAACCGGGGGCACCUGAGCUCGGAGCUCCUCUUGCCGCCCCGAAAUAAAGGCCUGGUUCGCCGCUGUCUCCCGCGCUCUCCUUUGUGGCCCCGGGUUUUGCGGUCUGGGGAUGAAAAGGGGCUUUUCACUGCACCGCACUUGUGUGAUCACUGGCGCGCGCGGCGGGUGGAUGAUCAGGAAAGAAGGUGUUAGCCCGGGUUAUACCUACGGAAACCGAGGUCCAGAAAGGGAAGGAGCUAGCCCAAGGUCACGCCUCAAGUGCGCCUCAGGGCAGGGAGAGUGGUCCCUGGAUUCCCGAGGGGUGUCUGCAGCAGUAGGAGUUAGGUGGACUUGGGUGCGGGGACAGUCGGCUGUGACUUGGCUCCCACGAGUCCUGGGACCUUAGGCAACGUCCUACCCUCUCCGAGUCCAUUCUCUUACCUGCAAAACGGGUAUAAUACCUAUGUCGUGGAUUGUGAUAAGAAUUAAUUGAGAUAAUGCC